Molecule: messenger RNA, 1146 nt
Organism: Penicillium argentinense
Lineage: Eukaryota; Fungi; Ascomycota; Eurotiomycetes; Eurotiales; Aspergillaceae
Product: DSD1 family PLP-dependent enzyme
Exons: 1
Coding region: 1-1146 (381 amino acids)
Biological process (GO): D-serine catabolic process
Molecular function (GO): D-serine ammonia-lyase activity
Source: RefSeq, a predicted model, not a curated record
AUGUACUUCCCCAAAGUCGGCGACCGCGUGGAGGACCUCGACACGCCCUCCAUGAUCGUGGAUCUCGAUCUCAUGGAGGCGAACAUCCAGAAGCUGAUGAACAAGCUCCUGCCCACCGGCCUCAACAUCCGUCCCCACCUGAAGACCACCAAGAGCGCCAUUCUCGCCAACAAGCUCGCCAAGGCCGGUGCAAAGGGAGGCUGCGUGGCCAAGAUCAGCGAGGCCGAGGCCAUUGCCGCGGCAGGCUUCGACGAUCUUCUCAUCACUUGCGAGAUCGUGGGCCCCGUCAAGGUGCAGCGGUUGGUUGAGCUGUAUCGCAAGCACCCGAAGAUCCGGAUCGUCGUGGACAGCGAGGUCGGAGCAUCGGCAAUUAAUGACGCCCUGGCGAACUCGGGCAUCCAGAAACCCAUUACAACCCUCAUUGACCUGGACGUCGGUCUUCACCGCACCGGCGUCAAGCCCGGCGAGCCGGCUCUCGCCCUAGCACGACAUGUCGGUGGAUUGAAGCAUCUGAAGCUGAUCGGUGUGCAAGGAUAUGAGGGCCAUUUACAGCACUUGCAUGAUUACGAGGACCGCAAGAAGCAAUGCCUGGAGUCGAUGUCUACCUUGGUGGGCACCGCGGAGGCCUUCCGUCAGGCCGGCUUCCCCAUCGAGGUCGUCACCACCGGUGGCACUGGUACUGCUGAAUUCUGCGCCAGCGUGCCAGGUGUGACCGAGCUGCAGCCAGGUUCGUUUAUCUUCAUGGACGUCGAUUACCGCAACGCCGUCGGCUCGUUCUUCUCGCAUAGUCUUGUCCUGCUAUCGACUGUGAUCAGUCAACAGGGCCCCCGGGCCGUCACCAUUGACACAGGCCUCAAGUCCUUGACGACUGAUAGCGGUCUGGCAGAGUGCAAGGACUCAAGAUACGAGUAUGGCGUGCUGGGUGAUGAGCACGGUUCAUUGAUGUGGGAGGAGGGCUCCCCGGCCCUGAAGGUUGGCGAUCGUGUCGAGAUGCUUCCCAGCCACAUUGACCCGACUGUCAACCUGCACGACUUCUACUAUGCCCAUCGUAACGGGGUGAUUCAAGAGAUUUGGCCCGUUGACUCCCGGGGGCAAGGUGCAAUAAUCAGAGAUCGUGGACCAUUUUUAUAUAUGCAUACAUACUAG